Molecule: messenger RNA, 2915 nt
Organism: Gracilinanus agilis (Agile Gracile Mouse Opossum)
Lineage: Eukaryota; Metazoa; Chordata; Mammalia; Didelphimorphia; Didelphidae
Gene: SACK1C
Product: family with sequence similarity 83 member C
Exons: 4
Coding region: 1-2082 (693 amino acids)
Biological process (GO): epidermal growth factor receptor signaling pathway
Source: RefSeq, a predicted model, not a curated record
AUGUUUGGGGGCCCGGGAGCCCUUCGGGGCCGAGUAGAGGAACUCAAGCGGCCCUGGUGGCGGGAGACCCUGCCCCUGGUCCUAAGACACAGUGAAGCCGCCCGGCUGGCUGCAGAUGCCCUCCUGGAACAUGGGGAGGCUGCCUAUCUUCGAGUCAUCGCUGAGGAGCGGGAGUUGCCCUUCCUUUCUGCUCUGGACCUUGACUAUAUGACCCAACAUGCCCGUGGAGGCCCUGAAAUUGGAGACAUUGGUGAGGGUGGGGAUAGAGAUGGCAAGCCAGGCCUCCGGACCUCAGGCCCUGCUGACCGGCUCAGCCUCACCUCUCAGGCCACCUCUGGCACCUACUUCCCAGCAGCAACAGAUGCUGAGCCACCUGCCUUGGACCUGGGCUGGCCAGAGAUUCCCCAGGCCACAGGCUUUAGCCCCACACAAGCUGUUGUCCACUUCCAGAGGGACAAGGCCAAGAACAUCAAAGACUUACUGCGCUUCCUCUUCAGCCAAGCCCGCACGGUUGUGGCUGUGGUAAUGGAUGUGUUCACAGACAUGGAGCUGCUCUGUGAUUUGAUGGAGGCUUCAGGCCGUCGUGCUGUGCCUGUCUACCUGCUGCUGGCUCAGGACAACUUGCACCACUUCCUGGAGAUGUGCUACAAGAUGGAUCUUACUGGGGGCCACCUGCCGAAUAUGCGUGUGCGGAGCAUUUGUGGGGAUACCUACUGCAGCAAGGCAGGACGACGCUUCACAGGGCAGGCACUGGAAAAAUUUAUCAUCAUCGACUGUGAGCAGGUGGUGGCUGGGAGCUACAGCUUCACGUGGCUCUGCAGCCAAGUUCACACCAGUCUUGUGCUACAGCUUCGAGGCCGCAUUGUUGAGGAUUUUGACCGAGAGUUCCGCUGCAUGUUUGCUGAGUCUCAGGCCGUGGAAGGCUUCUCUGGUGGGGAGGAAGACAUAUUAGUUCCUCGAGCACCCCGCCUACCCCCACCUGCCCUUGUUUUUGAGUCAGGCCUCCCUAGUUCACCUUCUACCUCACCAAUUGGUCCUAGCCUUGGCAGUGUCAAAUGCUCCCCACUUACAAGCUCUUCCUACUGUGGGUUGCCUGGAGGUGGGGGCAUGGGCUUCAGUGGCUUUGUAGCCUCUGGUUCUCCUGGUCCUGGCCGGCGCCAAGCUAGUGGCCCCUUUCCCUUGCACCGCCGAUUAUCAGACUCCAACCACAGCCCAACUGCAGCCUAUCGACCCAGCCUAGGCACACUGGGGACAGCUCCCUGGGCUCAGUCAUCCCCAGUCCUCAAUCAGGAAGGACUUGGGCAGGGGCUAGGACCAGUAACAGGACCAGGGAUAGGGAACCCUCUGUUUUCCCGCCAGUUGCACCUCGUAUCCCUUCCUCGACUUCCAGAGAAUGGGUUCAUCCAUAGCCAGGAGCCCAGCUUACCCAGGGGCCUCUGUGGAAUACCUAUACUAGUCCCAGAAGCAAGUCAGAAGCCAUCACAGGAAAAGAAGCUAUCCCCUCCCAGUCACAACUAUGGACGACUAGACCUCCUCCCCAGGGGUUCUCAGACACCUGGUUCUGGGAGCCCAGGCUCUGGAGAUCAUGUCAAGAUCAUUGAGCAGCCUAUGGAACAGAGGCGGCCAACUCUGGGCCAGCUGGACCUUGUGGCUAAAUAUGGUCCAUUCCGGAUUGAGGGGUCAGGGCCAGUCAGGAUCUCUACCCCAGACUCCAUGGGCAGGGUCAAGGUAGCUUCUGAGGAUGAGAAGCGGAUGACCCUGGGCCACAGCAAGUUGGACCUUAUCACCAAAUACCACAAGCUACAGGGGAUAAGGAGGAGUCCAGACUCGGGUGUCCCUGGCAUCCCCAGUGCCCCUAGCCCACGGGAAUCUGUUGUUUCUAGUGUACCUAUUGCCCCUAACCCACAGGAACCUGGUGUCUCCAAUGUUCCUGGCCCACGAGCAUCCUGCAUCACUGCUGGUACCCGGAAUCAUACUCCUGGGGAGGAGAAACGUCUGACUCUGGGUCAUAGCAAGCUGGAUCUCAUCACUAAAUAUAACAAGUCUAAGUUUAGACUGAUUCGAAGCCGCUUUGAGACCUAAGACCCCCUUGCCUGCCCCUUAGGCCCAAGCUCUGCAGAGAACUCAUGAGGCUAGCCCCAGCUUUUCACUUGGCCUGAAGUGUCACAGGCCCAAAAACCAGAGACAAGUGUCAUCAAAGGCCAACACUAUUAAUCCUUCAACCCUACUGACCCCCUACCUGACCCUGACCACUCCCCUUUCAUCUAAAAUUUCACUCUACUGAUCCCAACUCCAUUUCUGACCUACUGACCCCUACCAGCUACACCACUAUGGACUGUACUUAUCCAGUGAUAGCCCAUCCCACUGAAUCCCACCCACUGACUUGUGACCCUGCUGACGCUUUUUGACCUCAGCAUACACAGGCCAACCAGUGUCUUCCAUCCCCUUGUGCUUAUUAACUGUUUUCCAGGUGUUGAGGUGGAGGGUGGGGAGAUGGAGAAGAUUAUCCUAAGGUAGUGAGCUCCCCGUCAUUAGUGGAACCCUAUCUGAACAAGGAUUCAUUACCUUCUGAGGUCCCUAACCCAAAAGGAGCAUAUAUGAGGACAGCUAGGAGUCCAGAAGGUAAACCACCAUAUUAGUCAUGCCUGACUCCUGGGGCUGCUUCUGGAAUGAAGGGAUUCAAGGAUGGAAGAGGAGGAUUAGAGGAGAACCCUAAAAUGGUGGGGGGGGGGCACUCCAAGCCAAGAGGAUGUCCUGAGCAGGGAUCCAGCACCGUGUCUUGUCGGGCCUGACAAGCAUAUGUGUACAUGUAAGCCCCCUCCCACACAGGAUCACAUAGGACAACCCCUUUCCCUGAGCCACAUACACGGAUGUCAGUGGGAAAUGAACGCAAAUAAACUUAAGUUCCUGGCCAA